Messenger RNA from Chenopodium quinoa (quinoa), 1020 nucleotides. Its product is annotated as mediator of RNA polymerase II transcription subunit 15-like. Gene Ontology annotation, molecular function: zinc ion binding; nucleic acid binding. Bases 1 to 1020 code for a protein of 339 amino acids. The transcript is spliced from 2 exons. NCBI's taxonomy places the organism in Eukaryota, Viridiplantae, Streptophyta, Magnoliopsida, Caryophyllales, Amaranthaceae. The record is from RefSeq and is a predicted model, not a curated record.
AUGACUCAUGAGUUCCGUAUUUACAUAGAUGCUGCGUCGGGAGGUUCUCUCUUGACAAAGAACCCCACUGAAGCUAGGGAGCUCAUAGAGAAGAUGGCGGCCAAUGAUAACUAUCAUCCUGGAGGCCGAAACAUUGUGAAUAGGGAGGCACUAACAAGCAGGUUUAGUAAGUUCCAAGCAGGAACUUCUAACACCCCACAGGAGUUGUGUCAGUUAUGUAAUGUGCAGGGUCAUGUUGCUCUAGAUUGCCCACAGAUUUCGCAGAAUACAGAAGAGAUGUCAAUCGAGCAAGCUAAUGCUUUCUACUCCUCUAACCCAAAGAGGCCUUAUGACCCUUAUUCCAACACCUACAAUGAAGGAUGGAAACACCAUCCUAACUUCUCAUACAAAAAUUCCCAAGCACAACAAAACCCUCCACCACCACCUCCACCCAACACCUACAACCAACCACCACCUGGUUUCCAACAGAAAACACCCAAUGCCCACCAACCAAUGCAACAACAACCUCAGAAAUCAAGCCUAGAGGUGACAUUAGAGAGCUUUAUAACCGCAACAAACAGUGCCAUCCAACAUCAAAAUAGCUCUAUCCAACAGUUGCAGGCUCAGGGUAAACUUAUGGAGAAUCAGAUAAACCAAUUGGCCAACCAAUUUAGCCAAGCCCUAAAGACUCCAGGAACCUUCCCGGGCCAGACUAAACAAUCUCAAAAAGGCCAAAUGAAUGUCGUCACCCUGAGGAGUGGAAAGCAGUUGGAAGAUCCUCCUACCAAGGAGCCAUCAAGAGAGGUCAUUAAAGAAGUGGGUGCAAGUGAGAAGGAAGUAAAGGAUGCUAGGGUCGAGGAAGCAUCAAAGGAAGCACCACCAAAGCCACCUGCUCCAUAUAUGCCUAAGGUUCCUUUUCCUCAAAGAUUAGCACAAGCUAAACUUGAGAAAAAGUUCAGUAAGUUUCUCGAUGUUCUUAAAAAGCUUCAUAUUAAUAUUCCAUUCCUAGAUGUCAUAUCUGAGAUGCCUUCUUAUGCAUAA